Messenger RNA from Plasmodium gallinaceum, 414 nucleotides. RefSeq names its product 40S ribosomal protein S17, putative. The transcript has 2 exons. Gene Ontology annotation, molecular function: structural constituent of ribosome. Gene Ontology annotation, biological process: translation. Gene Ontology annotation, cellular component: ribosome. NCBI's taxonomy places the organism in Eukaryota, Apicomplexa, Aconoidasida, Haemosporida, Plasmodiidae. The record is from RefSeq and is a predicted model, not a curated record. Bases 1 to 414 code for a protein of 137 amino acids.
AUGGGAAGAGUAAGAACGAAAACAGUAAAGAGAGCUGCUAGGCAGAUUGUAGAAAAAUAUUAUGCAAAACUAACUCUUGAUUUUCAAAUAAAUAAAAAGAUAACAGAGGAAGUUGCUAUAAUACCAUCAAAAAGAAUGAAAAAUAAAGUUGCUGGAUUUGUUACUCAUUUAAUGAAAAGAAUUCAGAAGGGACCUGUUAGAGGUAUUAGUUUAAAAUUACAAGAAGAAGAAAGAGAAAGACGUUUAGACUUUGUUCCUGAAAAAUCACAAAUUGAUGUGAAUGUAAUUUAUGUUGAACCUGAUACUGUACGAAUGAUUAAAUCAUUAGGGAUUAAUAUUAGCAAUAUGAAAGUACACAACCCAAUGAUUAAUGCCAAUCAACAAAAACAAAAUAGAAUGAAUAAUCAAUUUUAA